Molecule: messenger RNA, 285 nt
Organism: Opisthorchis viverrini
Lineage: Eukaryota; Metazoa; Platyhelminthes; Trematoda; Opisthorchiida; Opisthorchiidae
Exons: 1
Coding region: 1-285 (94 amino acids)
Source: RefSeq, a predicted model, not a curated record
AUGAAUGUGUUAAUCCAUCUUUAUGCCCUGAGACAACAUCGUGCCCAAGGACGAAGUGACCGACCUGCAACCCAAGUCAUUGACUUGAGAUACAAGGUUAAACGGGAUUGGAGUCCGAACAGCUCCUAUGUGCUAACUCGCCGGAAGAUGGGUCGGUUCGAGAGGCUAUCGCCGGCCUCCAAAUGGUUUAGAAGGAUGAUACAUACAUCUCCAUUGGGUCCGAAUCUUAAUACGGAUCGGCGCUUACCGGACGUCACCCGGGCAGCCCGGAUGGUGUUCUACUGA